GAGUGCCCCCAACUCGCAGAGCUACUUCAAGAGGGAGCCCUUGCCUACAAGAAGGGCUUCGGCCUCAUGCGCCCUCCUCGUGUCACAAUCCGCUUCGUCCGGACCAUUGAGCCCGUGUACCCUCUGCGCGAGCUCCUCACCGCUGCGCGGCAGGAUGGUCCUGCUGGUACACACCGGCGGCUUCUGCAUUUUCCGGGCAAAAAGGCU
Symbiodinium pilosum is the source of this 207-nucleotide messenger RNA. The record is from the annotation of a GenBank genome assembly. NCBI's taxonomy places the organism in Eukaryota, Dinophyceae, Suessiales, Symbiodiniaceae.